Molecule: messenger RNA, 3692 nt
Organism: Austrofundulus limnaeus
Lineage: Eukaryota; Metazoa; Chordata; Actinopteri; Cyprinodontiformes; Rivulidae
Gene: sfswap
Product: splicing factor SWAP
Exons: 19
Coding region: 168-3020 (950 amino acids)
Biological process (GO): mRNA 5'-splice site recognition; RNA processing
Molecular function (GO): RNA binding
Source: RefSeq, a predicted model, not a curated record
AAACUACAUUUACUUAUUUUAACAUGGCGGCCCUCAUCGUAUUGAAUUUAACAAAAACGUUGCGGGUUCUUUAAAAUUUCACUGUUUAAGAGUAUUACGUUUUUUUAAAGUCUGCCAUAUUAUCACACAUAAUCUUUCAGAUUACAUAGUCUGUGUGUAUCUUCGAGAUGUAUCGUCGUGGAGCUGCAAAAAAGGAUCACAACACGAAACCUGUGAAGAAGGACGUGAGUGACAGCGAUAAAUAUGCGGACCUCUUGGUUUUCGGCUAUGCCUGCAAAAUGUUCCGAGACGACGAAAAGGCUCUUUACCACGAACACGGAAAACAUCUUAUCCCAUGGAUGGGGGACAAGAGCAUCAUGAUUGAUAGAUAUGAUGGACGUGGUCACUUACAUGACCUUUCAGAGUAUGACAGCGGGUCAUGGAAUACAUCCUAUCAGCUGUCGGAGGAAGAGGCCAGGAUUGAGGCGCUGUGUGAUGAAGAGAGGUACCUGGCUCUGCACACCGACCUGCUGGAAGAGGAGGCUAGACAAGAGGAGGAGUACAAACGCCUAAGUGAAGCUCUGGCUGAUGAAGGCACUUACAAUGCAGUGGCCUUCAAAUACAGCGCUGACUACUAUGAUCCCUCACAACCCACAGAGGAAGAGGAUGCCAACAAGGAGCAGGAAGAGGCUGAGCCAGAGGAGAGUGAAGAACCAUUUGUUGCUCCCUCAGGACUUGCUAUCCCACCUGAUGUGGAACUGCCCGCAACCACCAAGACCCACAAUAUCAUUGAGAGGACAGCCAAAUUUGUGUGUCAGCAGGGGGCUCAGUUUGAGAUUGUGCUAAAAGCGAAGCAGGCCAGCAACUCCCAGUUCGACUUUCUCCGCUUUGACCAUUAUCUGAACCCGUAUUACAAACACAUUCUGCGGGCGAUGAAGGAAGGUCGAUACAACCUUGUCUCUGACAACAAGCAGGAGCAGGCAGAGUCAAAUUCAGAAGACUCUGAUGAUGAUGGAGAUGGCAACUACCUUCAUCCAAGUCUCUUCGCCCCUAAAAAGUGCUCUCGCCUGGAGGAGCUAACAAAGCCUUUAAAGGUUAUGGAUCCUGAUCAUCCUCUGGCAGCAAUUGUACUGAAAGCCCAACAAGAAAGAAAUGGCACGGCGGCAGCAGCAGUAACAAAUAUCGAGGAGCCCAAACCCACAACAGUAACCCAGUAUUCAGCUGACCCAAUUUACUACGGGUACUACAUGCUUCCAGAUGGCUCAUACUGCUUAGCCCCGCCUCAACCAGGUGUGGAUGCCGCCUCGUAUUAUAACAGUAUGACUUCAGCUGUCAUUUCGGCCCCACCUUCUUCUGAAGCUUUGCCCCACGUUGGGACAACUCCAACACCUGCUGAAAGUGUCACAGUGGUAGCUCCACCUGCAGCUGCCUCGUGUGUUCCCAGUUCUACUGCUGCCGCUGCUGCUUCUGUGAAAGUACCAGAAGUAAGCUCAAAGGUAGAAGCUCCAGUCUCCACACCAGCAGCACCGGCCAUCAUUCCCCCACCGCCUGACAUCCAGCCAGUCAUAGACAAGUUGGCUGAGUAUGUUGUGAGGAAUGGUCUAAAGUUUGAGGCCAGCGUUCGUGCCAAGAAUGAUCCGCGGUUUGAAUUUCUGCAGUCUUGGCAUCAGUACAACACAUAUUACGAGUUUAAGAAGAAUUACUUCAUGCUUAAGGAAGGGAAAGUAUUGCUGCAGGAUGGGACAGAUGAUUGCAAUGCACUUCAAACAGACCAGUCAGACAAGGACUACAAGCUAACAAAAGCCUCUUUUGCCCCCAUCUCUUUUGCCAUCAAGCCAAAAGAAAAUGACAUGUUGCCUCUGGAGAAGAACAGAGUGCGACUAGAUGAUGAUUCUGAUGAAGACAAGCUGUUGAACGAUGAAAGGCUGGAAGCUGUGAUGGGUGAAGCUUUAAUGAUGGAAAAGGACCCACCCCUGGCCAGUGUUCCUGAAGAGAAGAAACCCAGCCUCAGUUUGGAAGAGUUGGAAGCAAAGCAAGCCAAGCUGAAACUGGAAGAUCGUCUGGCAGCUGCAGCCAGAGAGAAGCUGGCCCAGGCAGCCAAGGAGUCCAAGGAGAAACAGCUACAGGCAGAGAGGAAGAGGAAGGCUGCGCUUUUUCUGCAGACCCUCCGCAGCCCGGUCGCUGGGGAGCCCGAGGCCAAGAGAGCCGAGCUGGAAUCGUGUGCUCAGUUUGAGCUGGAAGAAGCCUUCUCUGCUCUGUCUGAUCUUGCACCUCCUCAAGGGUAUCAUCCAUCUGCUGUGUAUCCUCAGGAUCAAAGGCUCUUGGUGGAGAGCCGCGAAGCAAACCGCACAAGGGAAACCCCAACCCGCUCAUCUUCCUCAGUCUCCUACGUUGCGUCCAAAGGCUCAGACAGAGACAGGAGGAGGGACCGAGAAAGAGAGAGAGAGAGAAACAGAGAAAGAGACAGAGACAGAGAAAGAGACAGAGACAGGGACAGAUUGAGAGACAGAGACACAGAUGACAAAGUGCGGGAGAAAGACAAAAAGAAGAAAAAACACAGAAGGAGGUCGAGGUCACGAUCGAGGUCGAGAUCGAAGAGCGGACACACCCUGCCCAGUGCCUACAAAAGAACCCGGAGGUCCCGAUCGCGUUCACACUCCCCAGGGAGAAGAGACAGGAGGGGCCACUCUUCAGAAAAGAGACUGGAGGAGAGAGAUCGUUACCAUCGCAGCAGUAGCUCCAGCAUGCCCAAGGGUCAUUCCAGAUCCAGGUCCCCUACUGAACAUAAAAGAAACUUAUUAAAAGGGCAAAUUCAAGCUGCAGGUUCUUCCGUCUCACCAUAUUCCUCACCCAGACUUAUGUCCCCAUCACCUAGUCCUGCAUCCAGCCUGGGCCACUCAAGGGGUGGUUCUCAAGAGAAAGACAAUGCGGUGUCUUCUUCCAUAGUGUCCUCUGUGCAGUCCAAAAUAACUCAGGAUCUGAUGGCCAAAGUGCGAGCCAUGCUUGCCUCCUCCAAAACCUUCCAGCCUCCCACGUCCUAAACAAGGUGUCGCCUGCUUGACAAACUCUGACACUCAUGAGCGCCAUCUUCCAAUUUCCUCGAGAUUCAUUCGGCCUGCAUUUUAUGUCUGUCAGCGCCGUCUUUAUCUGUGAUUUAUACUUUCAUUUCAAUACCAGCAUCAGCAGGCUCAGUUUCACCACAGCAUGUCUUCUGCUGUGGWUAACAGCCAAAGUAAGCUGGAGCUGAAGAGCGUCUGGUUUCACACCCGACUAGAGAAAACUGGUUAUUUGCGGGGGAGAUUUAAUCGCAGUUGAAAUGUUUUUUUUUUUUUUUUUGCGCUGCAAGAAUCGUGAAAAUAAUCCACCUGUUUUAUUUGUUGCAUCCUGUUUUUCAUGACAAGCUCAUAAACGAUGACAGUCAUUUUUCUGUGCAGCUUUUUACGUGGAGCUGCAGUAUUUACCUCCUUCUAUGAAGGUUUGUUUGGAUCAUUUUCUCCCUUCUUUUUUCUUCUGCUCUCUGCUGGUUCCCCCACUGCCUUUCUCUCCAUCAUUUCACCCUUCAACUGGGAAAAAAGGCUUUAAUUUUUUAUUCUACCCCUCAGCUUUAGUGCGUGGCCUUCUUUUUUUUCUGUUUCAAGUUUGUACUGUAAGAAAUUGAAUGCAGAACAACUUUGUAAACUUAAACAGUCAAUAAAGUUUCAAUCGUGAUUUAA